AUGGCACGAACCAAGGGGGCAGCUCGCAGCGGCGAAGCGGGGCAUGAGUUUCGAGAGAAUCAAAAGCGCAAACGCGAACUAGCAGAGGGUGCCUCAAGAGACAAAGGAAAUUUCCCCUCCAUCUUUCAGGAACAAGAUCGGCCCUCGAAAAAAGCAAGAGCAACUACCACUGUUACCAAGAUAUCUUCUCAUCAAUCCUCCUCCGUUGCUCCAGACACUCAAGAUCGAGUACAGACUGACGCUUCCUCUUCCGUCCCAGUCACCACAGCACCCUCCAAACUCGGAGGGCAGCGUCAAAUCCCUGCCCCUCAUGAUCUAACUCACACCCACCGAACAACCGAGUUGUCCAUCCUUUCCUCCUCGCAGAUCCAAAAGAAAGCCUCGCGUAUCCUCUCGAUCCUCAGUACCUUUUCUUUCUCGGAUCCAGCACCACACGUCGUGCUUUUAUCUGCCAAAGCACCUGUCGCAGGCAAACUCAUUACUAUUGCAGAGAUAGCUAAGCGGGAAUUGGCGAAAACUGGAGCAAAGUGGUUUCAAUAUAAUGUUGUUGGAGAAUUGACUGCUACCAUCCCGAGUAAUACUGCAGAAGCUGAGAAGACUGGAGAUGAGAAAGAUGGAGAUACUGAGAUGAAGGAUGGGGAAGAAGAAGAGGAGGAGGCUUUUGAAACCAUGAAAACUCCCUUCGAGAGAGCACUCGAAGCAGAAGAUAGACCUAAGAUUCGAGCUGUGCCUACUUUUACCCUCUAUCUAUCUCGAGUUAGGAUUGAAAGCUUGAAGAAGAUGUAUGGAGAGCAAACUAAUGCCUUGACUUGA
Molecule: messenger RNA, 813 nt
Organism: Botrytis fragariae
Lineage: Eukaryota; Fungi; Ascomycota; Leotiomycetes; Helotiales; Sclerotiniaceae
Exons: 2
Coding region: 1-813 (270 amino acids)
Molecular function (GO): nucleic acid binding
Source: RefSeq, a predicted model, not a curated record